GAAAUGGCGCAGAAAGGAGUUCAGCUGGAUCGGGAAACCUUCUCUUGUUCCAUCUGUCUGGAUCUACUGAAGGAUCCGGUGACUAUUCCCUGUGGACACAGCUACUGCAUGAACUGUAUUAAAACCCACUGGGAUGCAGAGGAGGAGAAGAAAAUCCACAGCUGCCCUCAGUGCAGGCAGACCUUCACACCGAGGCCUGUCCUGCUGAAAAACACCAUGUUAGCAGUUUUAGUGGAGGAACUGAAGAAGACUGGACUCCAAGCUGCUCCUGCUGAUCACUGCUAUGCUGGACCUGAAGAUGUGGCCUGUGAUGUCUGCACUGGGAGAAAACUGAAAGCCCUCAAGUCCUGUCUGGUCUGUCUGGCCUCUUACUGUGAGAAACACCUCCAGCCUCAUUAUGAAUCCCCUACAUUUAAAAAACACAAGCUGGUGGAGCCCUCCGAGAAGCUCCAGGAGAACAUCUGCUCUCGUCAUGAUGAGGUGAUGAAGAUGUUCUGCCGUACUGAUCAGCAGAGUAUCUGUUAUCUCUGCUCUGUGGAUGAACAUAAAGGCCACGACACAGUCUCAGCUGCAGCAGAAAGGACCGAGAGGCAGAGAGAGCUCGAUGUGAGUCGACAAAACAUCCAGCAGAGAAUCCAGGACAGACAGAAAGAUGUGAAGGUGCUUCAGCAGGAGGUGGAGGCUAUCAAUGGCUCUGCUGAUAAAGCAGCGGAGGACAGUGAGAAGAUCUUCACCGAGCUGAUCCGUCUGAUGGAGAAAAGAAGGUCUGAUGUGAAGCGGCAGCUCAGAUCCCAGCAGGACACUGAAGUGAGUCGAGUCAAAGAGCUUCAGGAGAAGCUGGAGCAGGAGAUCACUGAGCUGAAGAGGAAAGACGCUGAGCUGAAGCAGCUCUCGCUCACAGAGGAUGACAACCAGUUUCUACACAACUACCCCUCACUGUCAGCACUCAGUGAAUCUACAGACUCAUCCAGCAUCAACAUCCGUCCUCUGCGCUACUUUGAGGACGUGACAGCAGCUGUGUCAGAAGUCAGAGAUAAACUACAGGACACCCCAUUCACUGCAGAAACACAUGCUGUUCAGAUCAGAGCUCGAACUACUUUCACUUUUGAGAAAGUGAAACUCAGACAGUUGUUGCCACUGAGAGGUGAAAUGGCGCAGAAAGGAGUUCAGCUGGACCGGGAAACCUUCUCUUGUUCCAUCUGUCUGGAUCUACUGAAGGAUCCGGUGACAAUUCCCUGUGGACACAGCUACUGCAUGAACUGUAUUAAAACCCACUGGGAUGAAGAGGAUGGAAUGAAAAUCCACAGCUGCCCUCAGUGUGGGCAGACCUUCACACCGAGGCCUGUCCUGCUGAAAAGCACCAUGUUAGCAGUUGUAGUGGAGGAACUGAAGAAGUCUGGACUCCAAGCUGCUCCUGCUGAUCACUGCUAUGCUGGACCUGAAGAUGUGGCCUGUGAUGUCUGCACUGGGAGAAAACUGAAAGCCCUCAAGUCCUGUCUGGUCUGUCUGGCCUCUUACUGUGAGAAACACCUUCAGCCUCAUUAUGAUGCUGCUCCGUUCAAGAAACACAAGCUGGUGGAGCCCUCCAAGAAGCUCCAGGAGAACAUCUGCUCUCGUCAUGAUGAGGUGAUGAAGAUGUUCUGCCGUACUGAUCAGCAGAGUAUCUGUUAUCUCUGCUCUGUGGAGGAACAUAAAGGCCACGACACAGUCUCAGCUGCAGCAGAAAGGACCGAGAGGCAGAGAGAGCUCGAUGUGAGUCGACAAAACAUCCAGCAGAGAAUCCAGGACAGAGAGAAAGAUGUGAAGGUGCUUCAGCAGCAGGUGGAGGCUAUCAAUGGCUCUGCUGAUAAAGCAGUGGAGGACAGUGAGAAGAUCUUCACCGAGCUGAUCCGUCUGAUGGAGAAAAGAAGGUCCGAUGUGAAGCGGCAGCUCAGAUCCCAGCGGGACACUGAAGUGAGUCGAGUCAAAGAGCUUCAGGAGAAGCUGGAGCAGGAGAUCACUGAGCUGAAGAGGAAAGACGCUGAGCUGAAGCAGCUCUCACUCACAGAGGAUCACACCCAGUUUCUACACAACUACCCCUCACUGUCAGCACUCAGUGAAUCUACAGACUCAUCCAGCAUCAACAUCCGUCCUCUGCGCUACUUUGACGAUGUGACAGCAGCUGUGUCAGAAGUCAGAGAUAAACUACAGGACGUUCUGAGAGAGACAUGGACAAACGUCUCACUGACAGUGACUGAAGUGGAUGUUUCACUGUCAGAACCACAACCAGAGCCCAAGACCAGAGCUGGAUUCUUAAAAUAUUCCCGUGAAAUCACUCUGGAUCCAAACACAGCAAACACAAUUUUGUUAUUAUCUGAGGGGAACAGAAAGGUAAUAGUAAUGAGAGAAGAACAGUCUUAUUCUAGUCACCCAGACAGAUUCACUUAUUGGUAUCAGGUCCUGAGUAGAGAGAGUCUGACUGGACGUUGUUACUGGGAGGUGGAGUGGAGAGGUGGAGGAGUUUUUGUUGCAGUCUCAUACAAGAACAUCAGCAGAGUAGGGAAUUCAGAUGAAUGUGGAUUUGGAUUCAAUGACAAAUCUUGGGCUUUAGAUAGUAACAAAAACAGUUACAUGUUUCGGUACAACAAAGUCAAAACUCCCGUCUCAGGUCUUUGGUCCUCCAGAAUAGGAGUGUACCUGGAUCACAGUGCAGGUAUUCUGUCCUUCUACAGCAUCUCUGAAACCAUGACUCUCCUCCACAGAGUCCAGACCACAUUCACUCAGCCUCUCUAUGCUGGACUUUGGUUGUGUUCAUUUGGAACCACUGCUGAUUUUUGUAAAGUCAAAUAGUCAGAAGUCAUUUCAGGGACAGUGGGUUAAAUUCUGUGUUUUCCUUAGCCUGAGCACCAACGUCCCCAGUACCGCUGACUUAAUUUUGUCAUUUUCCCCAUUUCCAAAAAUCAGCUGAUUUGUUGCUAAAAAUUUUGCUGGGCGCCAUCUUGAUUAUUGUGCAAUACCUGGGAGCAGUGCCUGCCGUCUCUCGCCUUUUUCUGCAGAGAAGUGCCGCUUUGGAACACCCGGUCUUUUUCGCGGCCUGGUGGCCGACCCAUAGUAGCUACGGUCUGCUCCAUCCGGAUUGAUUGAACCCCCCAUCACUGUGUGGGGACAUCAAUCAUUCUUAAGUUACACGCUUGUAAAGCAUGGGUGUGCUUUUGGUCACAGGAAUGUUGAUCAAUAUUCACAGUUUUUAUCAAUAUUUCAAUGUUUCGGAACCUUUUAUGCUAUUUGGAAUGGUUGUAUGGACAUAAAUAGUAUUUAUGAUGAAGAUAACUCCCAAUAAAAGUCAACAUUUAAACAGUAAA
Messenger RNA from Micropterus dolomieu (smallmouth bass), 3341 nucleotides. Its product is annotated as tripartite motif-containing protein 16-like. Gene Ontology annotation, molecular function: protein binding; zinc ion binding. Lineage: Eukaryota; Metazoa; Chordata; Actinopteri; Centrarchiformes; Centrarchidae. The coding region runs from base 4 to 2829 and encodes 941 amino acids. The record is from RefSeq and is a predicted model, not a curated record. The transcript is spliced from 2 exons.